Molecule: messenger RNA, 1324 nt
Organism: Seminavis robusta
Lineage: Eukaryota; Bacillariophyta; Bacillariophyceae; Naviculales; Naviculaceae
Source: the annotation of a GenBank genome assembly
UGUUCUGGUACGCGAAGAUUGAUGACAAAGCGUGUGCUAUAAACACAGCAUCGCUGGUUUAAAGAUUGCUCGUGACCUUGGAGCCAACAGCCAUCAACUUUUUGCAACCAACAUCAGGAUGAUGGAUGAAGAAGGUACCGCCACCACCACCAACAACAACACCGAGCCGUCUGCCGAAGCCACAGCACUAUCAGCUUCUUCCGAUCAGGAGCUACGAGUACCGUGCUAUUGUGAAGAGAAUGUUUGGAGACUGGCAUACCGCAAGCUCCAACAGUCCCAAGCAGCCAAAACGGAGCAAGCUUAUUUUGCAGUCUUUGUGUCGAAUCCUUCCAAAUGCGUCUGUUUCUUUCGUCAAAAAGCCAAUUCCAAUCCAUUAAAACCAAUAUUUUGGGAUUAUCAUGUCCUUCUUUUGGAACAACAAAAGAACUCCACUACUGGUGGUGAAAGUUUGAUUUGGGAUAUUGAUUCCUACCUGUCCUACCCAUGCCCCCUCGCACAUUAUUUGGACCGAGCAUUUCCCGGUCCCCAGCAAUUUGAUAAAGAGGACCUGGCCAAGAUUGCACCGUACUUUCGAGUGGUGCCGGUGGAAACGUUUCUACGAUAUUUUUCGUCGGAUCGCAGCCACAUGUGGGAUGCCGUCAAGCAACAAUGGAUGGCCACUCCGCCCACUUAUCGCUGCAUCCAAGGGGCAUCCCACAAGGCGAAGGCUGCCAACGAUGACGACGACAAGAGCCAAAAUAAAGCUAGCAGCAACUUGAUGACAUACAUGGAUAUGACGCAAAAGCUGGACGAUCCAAUCUUUGGGAGUGUUCUGACGAGGCAGGAACUGGAAGAAAGGUUUUUAUCUGCUUAGUAGUGGCUUCUGGCCAUGCUACUAUUUAGAGAAUACCAAACAACAACAAUUACCGGGUCCGAAAACUAGCUAGUCAGGAGAAAGGAGAGUUUGUUUGUGUGCUGCUAAGUAAGCACUUUGCUUGCUCAGAGUGUUGCGCAUGAAACACAAAGUUCCCCUGCUUGGUGGGACUUUGGCUUUUCUUCUCCGCGUUGGGGACACGCGACAAGCAUUCAAUAUCAUUAUAAUGACGGUUUUAUAGGUGAUGGAACUAAUUCGCGGAUCUGUUACUAGAAGUCUAUUCUAUAGAAUGGGGGGAAAAUCUGUAGAAUGGUCUGAUUCUAUAGAAUACUUGAGGGAGGUAUAUUAUAGAAUACUUUCUAUAAUCAGAUCAAUCUAUAGAAUCAAAGUAUGUGAGAAUCUGUAGAAAUCUUAUUCUAUAGAAUCACACAUCAUCUUCUAUAGAAUCACGCAUCAUAAUCUAUAGAAUCA